AUGGCACCGGCGAAGGACUCGGGAAGCUCUCUUGUCAUCUCGCAGCUUCAAUACAUCAUCUUCGGAUACCCACUCCAACUACUUGGGGGUUUCAUCCUCUUCAGGCUACUAUGGAAUAAAUUCCAACGACACCUUGUGAAUGUCCCUGGCCCGGCUUUGGCAGCCUAUACCAAAUUCUGGAGGUUGCAUGAUGUCUGGAAGGGCAAAGCACACCUGACCGCCAUCGCGGUGCACCGAAAAUAUGGCUCAGUUGUCCGCAUCGGUCCCAAUCACGUCUCGAUCUCUGAUCCGAGUUUCAUUCCGAUCAUUUACAAUAUCAAAGAGAACUACACAAAGUCGGCCUUUUAUCCCAUCCAAUGCAUCUCGUGGAAGAAACAGCCGGAGAUGAAUCUAUUCUCCACACGGGAUCCAAAUUAUCAUAGAGCGGAAAAGCGAAAAGUCGGCGCAGCGUAUAGCCUGCCAAAUCUUCUGGAAUCAGAGACAGCCAUUGAUUCGUGUAUUAAUCUCUUCAUGAGUCGCCUCGAUGAGUAUGAGGGUGCGAAGAAACCUGUCGACCUGGGAGCUUGGCUGCAAUACUUUGCCUUCGACGUUAUAGGGGAAGUUACAUUCUCCAGCAAACUUGGAUUUCUGGAACAGGGCAAAGAUGUUGAUCAAAUGAUGCACGCUAUUGAAGGGAUGCUGCUUUAUGCAUCUCUGUGCGGUCAAGUCCCCGAAUACCACAAGUUUCUCCUUGGCAAUCCUCUUUUCUCGAUGCUGAUGCCCGCAAUGGAGACGUGGAAUCAGGUACUCAUGUUCACACUGAAAGCAAUCAAUGGUCGAGCAUCCAUUAAGCGAGAUGGAGAAUUGAUCAAUGCCGAUUCAGAAGGUCGAGAUAUGCUUUCACGGUGGGCAUAUGUCAAGUCUUCUGACCCGCUCAAAAUGAGCACGCGAGAUAUUAUUGUUCAUCUCUCGACAAAUGUUUUUGCUGUCGGCCUACUCAUGGAACGCCAUGUGCCCGCGGAAGGCGUCGAAAUCGCUGGCCACCAUAUUCCAGGCGGUACUAUUGUGGGAAUCAAUCCAUGGGUGACCAAUCGUGAUGCAACCGUGUUCCCCGACCCAGAUGAAUUUAAGCCAGAACGUUGGCUGAAAGCAUCAGAAUCUCAGUUGAAGCAAAUGGAUAACAUCUUGGAACUCAACUUUGGUGGCGGAAGUCGGAAAUGCAUUGGUCGGAAUAUCAGUAUGAUUGAGAUGCAGAAGGUGCUGCCACAGCUACUACGAUUGUACAAGGUUGAUUUAACAUACCCGGAGAAGGAGUGGGAGAUCUGCAAUCACUGGUUUGUUCAACAGGAAGGAUUGAUCUGUACCUUGACUCGACGAGCACAUGAGUGA
Exophiala bonariae is the source of this 1368-nucleotide messenger RNA. RefSeq lists its product as uncharacterized. The transcript has 2 exons. Gene Ontology annotation, molecular function: monooxygenase activity; iron ion binding; oxidoreductase activity, acting on paired donors, with incorporation or reduction of molecular oxygen. The record is from RefSeq and is a predicted model, not a curated record. Bases 1 to 1368 code for a protein of 455 amino acids. NCBI's taxonomy places the organism in Eukaryota, Fungi, Ascomycota, Eurotiomycetes, Chaetothyriales, Herpotrichiellaceae.